CGAGCGCCCAGCCCCUUAAAACGCUGCUGGCUGGAGCCGCCUCCCUCCCUGCAGCCCGCGGCGGGGAUGGAGUAAAGGGAGAUCCGUCGACCUGCCCGCGGGGAUCAGCGAUGGAGUUAAAGCAAUCCUUGUCCACCCAUCUGGAAGCUGAGAAGCCUCUGAGGCGCUAUGGGGCGGUGGAGGAGACAGCGUGGAAAGCGGAGGGACUGGGGAGAAAUCAACUGGAUAUCAUCUCCAUGGCUGAGACAACCAUGAUGCCGGAGGAGAUUGAACUUGAGAUGGCGAAAAUCCAGCGUCUCCGGGAAGUCUUGGUCCGAAGGGAGUCGGAGCUCAGGUUCAUGAUGGAUGACAUCCAGCUCUGCAAGGACAUCAUGGACCUGAAGCAGGAGCUGCAGAACUUGGUUGCCAUCCCAGAAAAAGAAAAAACCAAGCUGCAGAAGCAGAGAGAGGAUGAGCUAAUCCAGAAGAUCCACAAACUGGUGCAGAAGAGAGACUUCCUGGUGGACGAUGCAGAGGUCGAGCGGUUAAGGGAACAAGAAGAAGACAAGGAAAUGGCCGAUUUCCUGAGAAUCAAGUUAAAACCUCUAGACAAAGUAACCAAAUCUCCAGCCAGCUCCCGGGCAGAGAAGAAAGCAGAGCCUCCACCUAGCAAGCCCAUGGUGGCCAAGACGGGGCUGGCGCUCAUCAAGGAUUGCUGUGGGGCCACCCAGUGCAACAUCAUGUAGCCCCCAUGUGGGGUGCCCCCGGGGCCACGGGGACCCCCUCCCACCCUCUUGUCUUCAUAGCCCCCAUUUCACCGGGGCCCAAGAGUUCUCUAAGGCGGAAGGGGUUGAAGGCAAGCCUGUGACUGCCGCCAGGGGCCAUGGGCGCGGCAGGCAGGCCCAGCCGCCCUGUACAGAGUGUAGCAAUAGGGAGUCCCUCACCGUCGCAUGGCCCUCCCCAGAGCAUGCUGAAUCCAGAAGUGUGUCUCACCGUUUAUCCAGCUACCAGGAAAGGUCCUCCUUCGAAAAAGUAUAUCUCCACUUUUAUCUAGCUGUAUCUAACCCACUGUAUGAAUGGACUGGGAGAGGGGCAUGGUCCCCCGGUGUGUACAGUUGUAACUUCUCAACCACCUAGGACCAUGUUGAACACAUCCCCCAUUCACCCUCUGCUCUGCUGUCAGGCCUGCCCCAAAUGGGCACAGCUCCAUCCCGUCUGUCUCCUCUGUCCCCUCCCCAGGCGCUGUGCCCUGGAGGGCUCCACAUAGCCCACACGUCUCUCAGGCGCCAUAGGUGUGGCAUUCUCGGGGACACAGAGGGUCCAUCUGUAAAGAUUGUGCUUGUGUGUGGUGUUGUGGUCACGUCUCCCGCUUCCUCCCCGCCUGUGUCUGGGCAUUGUUCACAUCAGGGUGUGUCCACUGCGCUGUUGGCUCUUCCUCCCCUUGCAGCGUCUGUCUCAGGUGGGGAGCAGAGUGGGGACAGGGAGGCCAGGCUGGAGCAGACCCAGUGCUCAGAAGAGGCAGCAAGGAGCUGGAAGCUCCAACGUCCAAGGCAGGGCAGACGGAAAGGGACCAGAGAGGAUGCUCUCCCUGCCCACUACGGGGCCCAGAGGGAGUGCCAGCAAAACGCCAUCUCACCAGCCUUGCAUGUAGACCUUGCGUCCAUCAGGAGA
Molecule: messenger RNA, 1650 nt
Organism: Trichechus manatus latirostris (Florida manatee)
Lineage: Eukaryota; Metazoa; Chordata; Mammalia; Sirenia; Trichechidae
Gene: BMERB1
Product: bMERB domain containing 1
Exons: 6
Coding region: 111-725 (204 amino acids)
Biological process (GO): negative regulation of microtubule depolymerization
Cellular component (GO): microtubule cytoskeleton
Source: RefSeq, a predicted model, not a curated record